AUGCGGUGUCAAAAACAGCCACCAGUUUUCUGCAUAGCAUAUGCACAAGGUGAGGAUACUGAAAAGAGGUCAUCAAAUAUGGUUCAAGCACUUUUCAGGAUCCACCUCGAAAAAAACAUCAUUGAGCACCGGAUCUCAUCAGCACCAAAGAGCGAACCCGGUUGGGAAACGAAAUGCAGAGCUGAAAAAGAGCAAUACGUGCAAGAGUACUGGGAAAGACACCUGAGCAGUAUACUCUUCGCACUCCGAAAUAGGAGGAAUCUCACCACGGGAAUCACCCCUACCGAGUACGUCACUAGAUACACCCUAUGUAGGCCUGGUGAAUGGAAAUAUCCAAAUUUUCAGUUCUAG
Acanthoscelides obtectus is the source of this 351-nucleotide messenger RNA. NCBI's taxonomy places the organism in Eukaryota, Metazoa, Arthropoda, Insecta, Coleoptera, Chrysomelidae. The record is from the annotation of a GenBank genome assembly.